This is a messenger RNA of Oncorhynchus gorbuscha (pink salmon), 579 nucleotides long. Its product is annotated as vegetative cell wall protein gp1-like. The record is from RefSeq and is a predicted model, not a curated record. Bases 1 to 579 code for a protein of 192 amino acids. The transcript has a single exon. NCBI's taxonomy places the organism in Eukaryota, Metazoa, Chordata, Actinopteri, Salmoniformes, Salmonidae.
AUGCAGUACCGAACCCAGCCCCAUGCAGUACCAAACCCAGCCCCAUGCAGUACCGAACCCAGCCCCAUGCAGUACCGAACCCAGCCCCAUGCAGUCCCGAACACAGCCCCAUGCAGUCCAGAACCCAGCCCCAUGCAGUCCAGAACCCAGCCCCAUGCAGUCCAGAACCCAGCCCCAUGCAGUCCCCAGCCCAGCCCCAUGCAGUCCCGAACCCAGCCCCAUGCAGUCCAGAACCCAACCCCAAUCCCAAACCCAAUCCCAUGCAGUCCCGAACCCAACCCCAUGCAGUCUGGAACCCAGCCCAUGCAGUACCGAACCCAACCCCAUGCAGUCCAGAACCCAACUCCAUGCAGUCCGGAACCCAGCCCCAUGCAGUCCGGAACCCAGCCCCAUGCAGUCCGGAACCCAGCCCCAUGCAGUCCCGAACCCAGCCCCAUGCAGCCCAAACCCAGCCCCAUGCAGUCCAGAACCCAAACCCCAUGCAGUCGCGAACCCAGCCCCAUGCAGUCCCAAACCCAGCCCCAUGCAGUCGCGAACCCAGCCCCAUGCAGUCCCAAACCCAGCCCCAUGCAAAUCUGA